Triticum dicoccoides is the source of this 2144-nucleotide messenger RNA. RefSeq names its product pentatricopeptide repeat-containing protein At4g16835, mitochondrial-like. Gene Ontology annotation, biological process: RNA modification. The record is from RefSeq and is a predicted model, not a curated record. Gene Ontology annotation, molecular function: RNA binding; protein binding; zinc ion binding. Bases 25 to 1845 code for a protein of 606 amino acids. Lineage: Eukaryota; Viridiplantae; Streptophyta; Magnoliopsida; Poales; Poaceae. The transcript has a single exon.
CAUGCCUGUCCAGGUGCCACACAGAUGAUCGGGCGCCGACUUCGUCUCGGUGUUGGUGCCCGCUACCUCACCACGGCAGCCGUCCGGCGUGGGGACCUCGCCGGCGCCGCGGAGGCCUUCGCGUCCGCGCCCCGCAAGACCACGGCCGACUACAACCGCCUCCUCGCGGGCUACGCGAGGUCGCCCGGCGCCCGCCUCGCGGACGCGCGCCACCUGUUCGGCCGAAUCCCGCACCCUGACGUCGUCUCCUACAACACGCUCCUCUCCUGCCACUUCGCCGGCGGAGACGUCCGCGGCGCCCGGGAGCUCUUCUCCGCGAUGCCGGACAGGGACGUCGCGUCCUGGAACACCAUGGUGUCCGGGCUGUCCAGGAACGGGGCCGUGGGGGAGGCCAGGGCCUUGUUCCUGGCCAUGCCCGCGAGGAACUCCGUCUCCUGGAACGCCAUGGUUUCCGGGUUUGCCUCCGCUGGAGACAUGGGCAUGGCCGAGGAGUGCUUUAGGGACGCGCCCGACAAGGAGGACGCCGUUCUUUGGACAGCCAUGGUGUCAGGGUACAUGGAUGCUGGCGAUGUGGACAAGGCAACGGAGUUGUUCCAGGAAAUGCCGGUGAGGAACUUGGUCUCAUGGAACGCCAUGGUUGCGGGCUAUGUCAAAAAUUCACGCACGGAUGAUGCUUUGAUGGUGUUCAAGACGAUAGUCAGGGAUGCUGAUGUUCGGCCAAACGAGUCGACAUUAAGUAGCGUGCUCCUUGGAUGCAGCAACCUGUCUGCGCUGGGAUUUGGGAGGCAGGUACAUCAGUGGUGCAUCAAGCUGCCGCUGAGUCGGAGAAUAACUGUUGGUACGUCGCUCGUGAGCAUGUACUGCAAGUGCGGCGACUUGGAGGGCGCGUGCAAGCUGUUCAGUGAGAUGCGUACAAGGGAUGUGGUUGCAUGGAAUGCUAUGAUUUCAGGCUAUGCACAGCAUGGCCACGGGCAGGAAGCUAUCAACUUGUUUGAAAAGAUGAAGGCUCAAGGUGUUAAGCCUAACUGGAUUACUUUUGUGGCAGUAUUGACUGCUUGUAUCCACACUGGAUUUUGCGAUUUUGGAAUACAGUGUUUUGAGACAAUGCAGGAAAUCUACGGAGUCGAGCCCCGGGCUGAUCAUUACUCUUGCAUGGUGGAUCUUCUGUGCCGAGCUGGUUUGCUUGAAAGAGCUGUGUGCUUGCUUCGCUCUAUGCCUUUUGAGCCACAUCCUUCUGCCUACGGCACUCUAUUGGCUGCUUGUAGAGUUUACAAGAACUUGGAGUUUGCUGAGUUUGCUGCUGGAAAGCUGAUCCAACAGAACUCACACAACGCAGGCGCCUAUGUACAGUUGGCAAAUAUUUAUGCUGCAGCAAAUCAGUGGGCCGAGGUCUCCAGAGUAAGGAGGUGGAUGAAGGAUAAUGCAGUUGUCAAAACACCUGGGUAUAGCUGGGUUGAGAUAAAGGGUGUGGUUCAUGAGUUCAGAUCAAAUGACAGAUUACAUCCUCAGCUUCGUUUGAUUCAUGAAAGAUUGGACUGGUUGGAAGAGCGGAUGAAGGCAAUGGGUUAUGCUCCAGAUCUUGAUUUUGUACUGCAUGAUGUAGACGAAAGUCUUAAGGUGCAGAUGCUAAUGAGGCACAGUGAGAAGCUCGCUAUUGCUUUUGGCCUCAUUAGUACUGCACCUGGGUUAACCUUGAGGAUAUUCAAGAAUCUCAGGGUCUGUGGAGAUUGCCAUAAUGCUGCGAAGCUCAUCUCCAAGAUCGAGGAUCGAGAAAUCAUCCUGAGGGAUACAACACGUUUCCAUCACUUUAAAGGUGGGCAUUGUUCAUGUGGGGAUUACUGGUGAAGAAAGACAGUAACAAGGUAAAUUUAAUAGGGAUGCAACAGUAGUUGAUCCUUAACAAGAGCAAGACAUGUGAUGCAUUGGAUCUGUGAAGUAGUCAACAUCCUAACAUGUGAGAAUUUACCAUAGUGGUUUCUUAGUGUUGUUGCUUGGACAACAUGUUGUGCCCUGUGAGGUUAGGCAAAACUUUAGAACCUAUUGCGGCACUUGACACAGAAAUUGUUGAUUGAUGUGGCAUGAGUGCAAAAUCAAGAAGCAAGGUGUAUGGAAGGACUGAUGAAGCGCAUUUGAUUUAUAAUUCA